This is a messenger RNA of Symphalangus syndactylus (siamang), 2428 nucleotides long. It is a transcript of the gene COG8, whose product is annotated as component of oligomeric golgi complex 8. The record is from RefSeq and is a predicted model, not a curated record. Lineage: Eukaryota; Metazoa; Chordata; Mammalia; Primates; Hylobatidae. Gene Ontology annotation, molecular function: peptide deformylase activity. Gene Ontology annotation, cellular component: COG complex; mitochondrion. Gene Ontology annotation, biological process: peptidyl-methionine modification; N-terminal protein amino acid modification; intra-Golgi vesicle-mediated transport.
AGAAAACGUAGAGACCGGAAAUGUGCCUGUUUCUUCCUGUCCUAAAUUCGGAGUCAGCGCCCCCUGUGGUCCGGAGGGGAAGUGACGUUGUUGCUGGGAAGAUGGCGACCGCGGCGACUAUCCCAUCGUCAGCCAUGGCCACGGCCACGGCAGCGGCUCUUGGCGAGGUGGAGGAUGAGGGGCUCCUGGCGUCGCUGUUCCGGGACCGCUUCCCCGAGGCCCAGUGGCGCGAGCGGCCCGAUGUGGGCCGCUACCUCCGGGAGCUGAGCGGCUCUGGGCUGGAGCGGCUGCGGCGCGAGCCCGAGCGCCUGGCGGAGGAGCGGGCGCAGCUGCUGCAGCAGACGCGCGACUUGGCCUUCGCCAACUACAAGACCUUCAUCCGCGGCGCCGAGUGCACCGAGCGCAUCCACCGCCUGUUUGGCGACGUGGAGGCGUCUCUCGGCCGCCUGCUCGACCGCUUGCCCAGCUUCCAGCAGAGCUGCAGGAACUUUGUGAAGGAAGCUGAGGAGAUCAGCUCCAACCGCCGGAUGAAUAGCCUGACCUUAAACCGGCACACAGAAAUUUUGGAAAUACUGGAGAUUCCUCAGCUCAUGGACACCUGUGUCCGGAACAGUUAUUAUGAAGAGGCCCUGGAGCUUGCAGCCUAUGUACGCCGACUGGAGAGGAAAUACUCUUCCAUCCCUGUCAUCCAGGGCAUCGUGAACGAAGUGCGCCAGUCCAUGCAGCUGAUGCUAAGCCAGCUGAUCCAGCAACUGAGGACCAACAUCCAGCUUCCCGCCUGCCUCCGUGUCAUUGGCUACCUGCGGCGCAUGGACAUCUUCACUGAGGCUGAGUUGAGGGUGAAGUUUCUUCAGGCCCGAGAUGCUUGGCUCCGGUCCAUCCUGACUGCCAUUCCUAAUGAUGAUCCCUAUUUCCAUAUCACAAAAACCAUCGAGGCCUGCCGUGUCAAUCUCUUUGAUAUCAUCACCCAGUACCGUGCCAUCUUCUCAGACGAGGACCCACUGCUGCCUCCUGCCAUGGGUGAGCACACUGUGAAUGAGAGUGCCAUAUUCCAUGGCUGGGUGCUACAGAAAGUCUCACAGUUCCUGCAGGCGCUGGAGACUGACCUUUACCGGGGCAUAGGCGGCCGCCUGGACUCUCUGCUGGGCCAGUGCAUGUAUUUUGGGCUGUCCUUCAGCCGGGUGGGAGCUGAUUUCCGGGGUCAGUUGGCUCCUGUUUUCCAGCGGGUGGCCAUCAGCACUUUCCAGAAAGCAAUUCAGGAAACAGUGGAGAAAUUCCAGGAAGAAAUGAACUCCUACACACUCAUCUCAGCUCCAGCCAUCCUGGGCACCAGUCACAUGCCUGCUGCUGUGCCAGCCGCCCAGCCGGGGACGCUGCAGCCACCCAUGGUGCUCCUAGAUUUCCCACCCCUCGCCUGCUUCCUCAACAAUAUUCUGGUCGCCUUCAAUGAUUUGCGCCUCUGCUGCCCUGUGGCCCUGGCGCAGGAUGUGACUGGGGCCUUGGAAGAUGCCCUUGCCAAGGUAACUAAAAUAAUCCUGGCCUUUCAUCGCGCCGAAGAGGCUGCCUUCAGCAGUGGGGAGCAAGAGCUCUUCGUCCAGUUCUGCACUGUCUUCCUGGAAGACCUUGUUCCGUAUUUAAAUCGCUGUCUCCAAGUCCUUUUUCCACCAGCUCAGAUAGCACAGACUUUAGGCAUUCCUCCCACUCAGCUCUCCAAGUACAGUAACCUCGGGCAUGUGAACAUUGGCGCCAUUCAGGAGCCCCUCGCCUUUAUUCUGCCAAAGAGAGAGACGCUCUUCACCCUGGAUGACCAGGCGCUGGGGCCCGAGCUCACAGCUCCAGCACCAGAGCCGCCCGCCGAGGAGCCACGUCUGGACCCCAAUGGAGAACAGGUGGUGUGGCAGGCGAGCGGGUGGGCAGCCCGCAUCAUCCAGCACGAGAUGGACCACCUGCAGGGCUGCCUGUUUAUUGACAAAAUGGACAGCAGGACAUUCACAAACGUCUAUUGGAUGAAGGUGAAUGACUAAAGCUUUGUUAUUGGGGCUGAGGAUUCCGGAUACCAAGACGCAAACACUUUCACUUUGAGCUGGGCACAUCUUACUUGGCAUCAACUUGGAUGGCUCGCAUAUGACAGGAAACUGGAUUGCCAAGGCAUGGCAGACUGAGCUGGAGGAAGAUGUCAGGAAUGUUUGCCCUGAAAUCAGUUAUGGACGAAAUGUUGUCUACAACUUGAGGAGAAAAAUCACCCCCAAAGGAGUGGACAUUUCCUAACAAUUGUGUAUGGAGGAAGGUGGGGUAAUUGCAUUCGUCUGCAGUAGACACGAGUUCCUCGGACCUGUAUGAUCUACUCCCAAAGCCAAGGUUUGGUAAUAAUGUAGUCCCCAAAUAUCUGAAAGCUGUCUUUAAAAAUGCAGGUAAGCAUGUGACUGGC